Agelaius phoeniceus (red-winged blackbird) is the source of this 2909-nucleotide messenger RNA. NCBI's taxonomy places the organism in Eukaryota, Metazoa, Chordata, Aves, Passeriformes, Icteridae. The record is from RefSeq and is a predicted model, not a curated record.
AGGGGCCGACGCCGCUGCGUGGGCCGGCGCCGUGAUGGCGGCGGGCCUGUGAAGAGGGCCCGGCCGCCUUGGGCAGGCCGCAGGCCUGGCGCAGUCCCGGAUCCUCACGGCUUGUCGAAAGGAGGGAGGAGCAGAUGGCCGCUUGCUGCGGGUCCGUGCUUCCCGAGGGCUUUUCCGCACCUACUGAGUCGUCAGCGAGCGAACUCGAUUUCAUUGUGGUAGGAGCGACGCGUGAAGCUCCGCGCCUCGCAGGUGUCAAUACAGAUCUCGCAUCCAUUGUGCUCCUUGAUAAUGAGUAAAUAACGCGCGGAUGGGUCGUUCGUAAGUCUUUCGCAGUAUAUUUGACAGUUUCAGUGGUGAUCAGUUCCACCCACCCACCCCGUGUUCAUUUCCUUUUGUGAUUCUUCUCCCCAUUUUAUUUUUCUAGAACUAAAAAUAUCUUACAGCAGUUACGCUGUCAUUUUAAUCUUUCAAAUCUCUGUUGUUCCCAAAAUGAGCGCUGUUACCAAAGUGGCUGUUCUUGCCGUGUUUUAAGGCAUACAGUUACGUAAGGCUGUCCUUCCUCUACGAGGGCCUGCCGUUCCCUUAAUACCCACGGCUGGCCUGGCCAGUGUUUGUGCGGUAAGGGUGCGCCAGGGAAGCCGUGUGUUGGAACACUGGGCACUCCGCGAGGGAGCUGAACCAGCCCCCUGAACUGGAUUUCCCUGUGGGCAUCAAAAUGCACGGGUGAGCACAAAGGAGAGAAUAGCUACAAAGGGCGCAGUGUAGGCUCUUCCGAGGUUCGGGGUUGAGGCCAGUCUAAGUGCUGUUGCAGUUCAAGCCCUCGCCCCAUAAAAAGCCCAGUAGCCAGGCUUCCAAAACUCCGGCACUUCUCUGAGGGCACGCAUCACCCUUAAGAUGAGUGGCUGCCGUGUCUUUGUUGGACACUUGAGCUCACGAGCUCGUGAACGGGAUGUAGAGAAGUUCUUCAAGGGAUAUGGUCGCAUACGAGAAAUCCAUCUGAAAAAUGGAUUUGGUUUUGUGGAAUUUGAAGACCACAGGGAUGCUGAUGAUGCAAUUUAUGAACUAAAUGGUAAAGAGCUGUGUGAUGAAAGGGUCACAAUUGAACAUGCUCGAGCCCGAAGAGGAAGGGGAAGAUUCUCACAACGGUUCAGUUACUACCAGUCGCAGAGUGGAUCUAGCCGGUAUGGGCCUCCUGUUCGUACUGAACACAGGAUCAUUGUUGAAAACCUUUCAUCCCGUAUCAGCUGGCAGGACUUGAAAGAUGUCAUGAGAAAGGCAGGGGAGGUCACCUAUGUGGAUGCACACAGAAACAACAGGAAUGAAGGGGUUGUGGAGUUUGCAUCUUACAGUGACAUGAAGAGUGCUCUGGAAAAACUGGAUGGCACUGAGCUGAAUGGACGCAGAAUUAAACUGACUGAAGACCACAGAAGGCAUAGAAGCAGAUCUCGAUCAAGGAGUUACUCAAGAUCUCGCAGCAGGUCCAGGUCUACAGGAUCGUCCAGAUCGGACAGCCGGUCCCGCUCCCGCUCCAGGUCCCGCUCCAGGUCCAGGUCUCGCUCUCGAUCCCGCUCUCGCUCUCGAUCCCGCUCUCGUUCUCGCAGUCGUACUCCUAAAAAGAGUUACUCCCACAAAAGCCACCGCUCCAGCUUGAUAGCUUCUUCCCCCUCUCCCUCUUCUUCUAAAAGAAAAUCUCGUUCUAGGUCGAGCUCUGCUCACAGCCGUAGUUAACCUGCUUUGAGAGAUGUAUUAAUUAAUUUGAUUCAAGUUUCUUCAAGACUUGAGACAAGUUAUAUGUGAGAUCUGGGAGGGGAAGAGUUAACAUGAUGAAAGGGUGACCUCCUCUUACAUUGCCAAAGUGCCUGUCAUCAAAUAGGCCAUCUCUGUGAGGAGGGGCUGGCUGUCAGCUUUCUUCUUUCAGUGAAGUCUGGAGUGGGAAGUCUUUUUUAUUUUUUCCCCUGCUAUUAGUAAACAUUUCUAUCAUAGAUAUAUUAUGUACACGUAAUGCUGAGGUAAUGGGAUGAGACAAUACGCUGCUUUCUCCCUCUCUUGCCCCUACUUUCCCCUCCACCUCCAAGGCCUUUGACUUCCAAAAUACUAUGUUAGCUUUUGUCCUUGGUAUUAAGUCUGAGAACAGGAAGUAUAGAUUUAAUUCCUUUAAGGUUCUGUGGCUACUUUUCUGUGCGAGAAUGAAUGGACCAGAUAAAAUUAGUUUAGAGUUCCCCUUUUUCCCUGUUGCUUGGCUUAACAGGCUGUUUAAGUUCCAGCUUUACAUGACCUUGACAAUAUGCUUAAUUUGCAAAAGACUUUCAGGAAUACACAUUGGUUAGUUGAAUAUUGCUCACUUGGAUAAUGGAUUAAUACAAUGUUAAGCAGUAAUGAAAGCUGGAAUUUUCUGUUAAAAUGAGACAUACCAUCCAGAUGUCAGGUUUAUUGGGAAUCCAUUAUAAUAAUUUUACAGUAAUUCACUAGUAUGUGGUAUUGUAUGUAUAGGCCUUAUUUGACAGGUGACUUCAUAAAACUGCACAGAAAUGUCAAUAUGCAUGUCCAUGUUUUUGAUGUUUAUUAAAGUGACAUAGCUUUCAUACCCAAAAGUGUGAUACUGAAUAACAUGUGUAUGACUAGCAAUAGUCUUGAUGGAAAGGAAGGUUAUUUUAGUAAUGAGAGCAGCAAAAAAAAUUCCCAGGAAAAGUGUAGUCUAAAUCUCCGGAAUGCACACUUGUUUUGAUUAAUAGAAAUUUCCACUGCAAAUACUGUUGUUCUUACAAUUUGGAAUUAGAUAUUUUUUUUUAACUUCUGUAUUGUCAAAGAAGGGAAACAUUUUUGGAAGAAAUAUGUAAAUUAAUCCCAAAGUCUUACAUGUAUUUAAAUGUACCAUUCCUAAUAAAAUCAAUCCUUUUUCUGGCUUA